AUGACUGACUUCGAGAUCAUCAAAUCCUUAACUUUGGAGGUCAAUCAUCAUACCAAUCUACAUAUAUCCAUUAGUCAAUUGAUUCAUAACUUUUUGAAAUAUUUGAAAGAACCUCGAUAUCAGAACCCUUUGACUAUUGAAGAAAUCUCCCAUUUAUUCCAAUGUUUCUAUAAGGAUUUGAAUUCCUUGAUUACCUACGUUUUCACUCAAAGUAAUAGUACUAAGAAACAAUUGAUCAGUAAUUGUCAGUAUUUUAAAGAAAAUUCCCAGAAAUUCGAUUAUCUUUUGGCCAUAUCCAAUUAUUCAUCAUCUUCUAUCAAACUUGUCAAAAGAACUGACGAUGAGGCUUUAAAUCAGUUGAGAAUCUUUAAUUUUUAUAAAUUCUUAAUAAUUCAUAAAUCCAUGGAAUUAUCAGCUUUCAAGCUUUUCAAUUCCGUCAACGAUAAAGAUGAUGAUAGUUUAUUUGAAAAGCUAUUCAAAUUCAAUGAGAAAGAUUUGUUGAUCCAGGAUUUGUUGGAUAAGAAAAUGAGUUUAUUGAAAAGUUUUAAAAUUCCGUUAAAGAACUUUUUAGAUACAGAUAUUAAGGAAUUUGACAAAUUAGCUAACAUAUUGAAAGAUGACGAUUCAGAAAGUUCGGAAAUUGAACCAAAUUCCGAAGAAAUCGCUAUAAAACUCGAAUUAAAUCAACUCAUUGAUAAUCUCAAUAAAAUCUCCGAAACUAAUAUUCCACUGCAUAAACUUCAAAUAGUUGCCGAUUUCCAGAAAAGGCUCACUAAGAUUUUAACCCAGGUGCUCAAAUGUGACAUUAAUAACGACAUUUUAUUGCCUAUAUUGAUCUAUAUUGUCAUUUACAAGGUUGAUAAUUCAAAUUUCUUCCUCAAUUUCAAUUUCAUCAAAAACUUCAAUAAUUCCUUGAGUCCUUACGAAAUUCAUUUAUCUAAUAACUCCAAUUAUGUUCCUCCCAAUGAUAAUAGGCUCAAAAUAAAGAAAACCACCUUAUAUGAUUGCCUCAAUCUUGAUGAAUCUACAGAGUCAAAUCAAUCCAAUGAUUUCUUCAAUACCGAUAAAGAUUUGAUUGAUUAUAUCAACGGGAAAUACUUGAAUAAUAGUGAAUUACAUUACUACUUAACUAAUUUUGAGGCAGUAUUAUUCUUUAUCCAAAGUGUCAUUAUAAACGAAUUAAUGGAUGUUGAUACUGAUGAAGAAAUUUUGAUCAAACCCAUACUGGAGAUCGUAGAGAAGCAAUUAUUCCAAUUCCCAAAGACUUCAAGUGACGAGAGUUUACAUUUAUCUAAUAAAAACAGUAAUAACUCAUUGAACAAUCGAUCAAGAUCAAAUUCUUUGUUCAAUACUUUGACGAACAAGUUUUCUGAAGCUACUAAGAAUAGAUCCAGAUCAAAUUCUAAUUUGAAGAAUACCAGAGAAUCAUUUCCUUCAGUGGAUAUUGAUAAUAAUCCUCCCACUGUGCCAUUAAUUGAAAGUGAUAGUUUUUCCAUGAUGAAGAACAUUAUCAAUAGAUUCGGAUCAGUUAGUGUGCUGCAAUUCAAGAAUUUCAAUGAAGAUGAAGAACAAGGGUUAGAAAGUACAAAACACAAUAGAUCUCAAUCUUUAGCUGAAAGAUUAUCACCAACUAAUUCCAGAACGAGAUCAUCAUCUUUAGAGAAUUCUACAGUUUCUCCAGCCAGAAAAAAUACCAUAGCUUCCAAAUUAUCAUCGGGAGUUACAGAGAUCAUGACAAAAUUUAAUACUCCUGUAGUACCAGUGAAUGGAACCCAUAGUUAUAACAAUUCCACCACAUCUUUGAAAUCAUUAGAAGAAGAGACUAAACGACCAGAAUAUGUAAGAAGUAGAACCACCAGCAUGCAAGUCAUGGAGAAAUGGUUUAACAAUCUUAGUCAACAGAGUCAAUCUCAAGUUCAAUCAACCAUUAGAUCCAAUUCGACCGUAGAUCCAAUUCACGGUUCUAUAGAUGGAUCUAUCACGGAAGUAGUUCCCAUAGUCCCAGUUCAGGUAACUGCCAAAGAAGCUAAUGAUUCGAUUGAUGAGAGUUCAGUGUUUUCAUCUCCAUCUAAAGAAUUGAUGAAAUAUCAUAAUAUUGAGUUCGAUGAAUUGACUAUCUCCGAUUUGAGACACCUUAAGACAUAUUAUGACCAAUUAUGUAACGAACUAAGCCUUAAGUUUGAGUCCAAAUCCACCGAUUUGAACGACCAAUUUAGUUCCGUUAAUUCUAUAUAG
Yamadazyma jaroonii is the source of this 2235-nucleotide messenger RNA. NCBI's taxonomy places the organism in Eukaryota, Fungi, Ascomycota, Pichiomycetes, Serinales, Debaryomycetaceae. The record is from the annotation of a GenBank genome assembly.